AAUGCGUAUGUAUUAAAAAUAUCACUUCAAACAAAAAACAACAAUAAAAAUUGCGUGUGGCGUACUCAAAAUAUUUUCUCACUUCAAGUCUUCAACCUCGGCCUAACUGAAUUCUUACUUUUGCACUCUGUCAUGACAUUUGAAUUUGAUGAAGAUGGUCAGAACUCCAAUUUGUUAUCCCACUCUUCUUCUUCUUCUCCAACUUCAUCUUCAUCAUAUGCACUUAUGAACCAUGACCACAAGACAGGGACGAUUUGGACUGCACUUUCGCAUAUAAUAACGGCAGUGAUCGGCUCCGGUGUGCUGGCGCUGUCAUGGAGCAUGUCCCAGCUUGGAUGGAUUGCUGGCCCACUCACCAUGUUGGCCUUUGCUUCAGUCACCCUUACUUCUGCCUUCCUUCUCUGCCAUUGCUACAAAUCUCUUGAUGGCCUCCACACAAAUGCCUCCUACUUGGAAGCUGUUGGGAGGAUCCUAGGGAAGAGGAGCGCGUUGGUGUGUGGAGUUAUUGUACAGAUUAAUUUCAUCAAAGUAGGAGUUGUCUACACAAUAACAUCCUCCAUCAGCAUGAGAGCAAUUCAAAUGUCAAAUUGUUACCAUAAGGAAGGGCAUGAAGCUGCUUGUGACUAUGGAACCACUUAUUAUAUACUUAUAUUUGGGAUGAUUCAAGUAAUAGUUUCACAGAUACCCGAUUUCCGUAAUAUCAAGUGGCUCUCUGUAAUUGCGGCAACCAUGUCAUUUGCGUAUGCUACUAUCGGAUCAGCACUUGGUCUGGCCAAAGUAAUAGAAAACAGAGAAAUAAGAGGGGACAUCGAAGGAGUCCCUGCUUCUAAUACUGCUGAUAAAGUAUGGUCAGUUGCUCAAGCACUUGGGGACCUGGCCUUUGCUUUCCCUUUUUCUGUUAUCUUUUUAAAUAUAAUGGAUACCCUGAAGUCAAGUCCACCAGAAAAAGUCAUAAUGAAGAAGGCAUCUAUAAUCGCAGUCUGCAUCACAACUUUCUUCUACAUGUCCUGUGGAGGAUUCGGCUAUGCAGCUUUUGGAAAUUCAACUCCCGGAAACCUCUUGACUGGGUUCGGAUUUUAUGAACCAUAUUGGCUCAUUGAUUUUGCUAAUGCAUGUGUUGUUGUUCAUCUUAUAGGAGGGUAUCAGAUGUUCACUCAGCCUCUAUUCGCAAGCGUUGAGGGAUGGUUUGUGAGUAAACUCCCCCGUGGUGAAGUAAAAGAAACACCGUCUCUGGGGCUGUUUCUUGCGAAGCUGUGUUUCAGGAUUGUUUACGUGGGUCUCACCACAAGUAUUGCAUAUGUGUUUCCAUACUUUAACCAAGUUGUGGGGCUAUCUGGAUCGAUCGUGUUUUGGCCUGUGGUUGUAUAUUUCCCAGUUGAGAUGUAUCUGGUGCAGAAAAACAUUGGGCCUUGGACAACCAAGUCGCUCCUUCUUCGACUCUACUGCUCUCUUAUCUUCAUUGCCAUGGUCUUCGCAUUUCUUGGAUCAGUGCAAGGGCUCAUAGCUGCAAAGCUUUCUGCUUGAGAUUGAACCAAUUCACAACUGAAUAUAUGUAAAUGUUGCAUUGUCUUUCAUUUUACCUAUGUGCCGAUAUGAACCAGAGCUUGCCAUGAUUUGCUUUCUCAAAUAAACAAAGCUUCGAAAUA
Salvia miltiorrhiza (redroot sage) is the source of this 1646-nucleotide messenger RNA. RefSeq names its product probable amino acid permease 7. Bases 133 to 1524 code for a protein of 463 amino acids. Gene Ontology annotation, cellular component: plasma membrane. The record is from RefSeq and is a predicted model, not a curated record. The transcript is spliced from 7 exons. Lineage: Eukaryota; Viridiplantae; Streptophyta; Magnoliopsida; Lamiales; Lamiaceae.